Juglans regia (Persian walnut) is the source of this 3878-nucleotide messenger RNA. Its product is annotated as PH, RCC1 and FYVE domains-containing protein 1-like. The record is from RefSeq and is a predicted model, not a curated record. The transcript is spliced from 9 exons. NCBI's taxonomy places the organism in Eukaryota, Viridiplantae, Streptophyta, Magnoliopsida, Fagales, Juglandaceae. Bases 719 to 3865 code for a protein of 1048 amino acids. Gene Ontology annotation, molecular function: metal ion binding.
AGAGCGCGCGCGCGCGCCAGAGAGAGACGGAGCGAGAGGCGCACGUUAACAAUCCUCGGAGCUCUGCGAAUUCGCUUUGAAGAUCACGUAUAAUUUGACAAAAUCGUGGACAUUGGAUGACCUUCGCGACACCGUAAUCUCUCCGAAUCAAGGCGCUGAGUUCUACAUUUUCUUUAAGGAAUUCGGCGACCCGAUAGUCUUAGCAAAUUGUUAACGUUUUCGCAAAUUUAUCCGAAUCUCUCGCGCUCUAGCUAACCUCAAUCGCCAUUGCUCUAAUUCAAGCUCCUCUGCGUUUAAUUUAGCGUUUUCAUAUCGAAAACGUGCAAAAAUCUAAUGGUUUAAAAAAUUCGAAGGUGUCUCUGAGUCUUUAGGGUUUCUUUGGCGUUCUGGAAAGCGUCUUGGGCCGUUUCAGAGCUUAGAUUGAUCAUAGAGGCUCUGAAUUGAGGUUUGAUUUCGUGGCUGUUGUGGAUUUUUAAGUCUUUAGGCAGACUUCGCGAGCUGCGAUAUCUGUCUUUAAGGCCAACUUUUGGUUGUGGGAUAAAUGAGGGAGUUGUUCUCUCUUCCACAAUCUUGGCACAGAACUUUAGUAUCCUCUUCAGGGCAAUACUUGUACAUGGGCCGAAGUUGCAAGGCGACUUAUCGUGUUCGAUAUAUUUGGGGCUGUUGUUGAAAUGGGCGUUGGGUCUGUAACUCGACUGCAGCUGGUAUUGCAACUUGAAUGGCUGAUACACAGAGAGGUGGUCUCGCCGAAAAGGACAUCGAGCAGGCCAUUGCAGCACUUAAAAAAGGUGCACAUCUACUAAAGUAUGGACGCAGAGGGAAGCCAAAGUUCUGCCCAUUCCGGCUUUCUAAUGAUGAGUCUAUACUGAUAUGGUACUCUGGAAAAGAAGAGAAACAACUUAAACUAAGUCAUGUUUCAAGGAUUAUUCCUGGACAACGCACUGCAAUCUUCCGGCGGUAUCCUCGUCCUGAGAAGGAAUACCAAUCAUUUUCACUUAUAUGCAAUGACAGGUCCUUGGAUUUGAUUUGUAAAGACAAGGAAGAAGCUGAAGUUUGGUUUGUUGGUCUCAAGGCAUUGAUUACCCGAGGUAACUACCAGAAAUGGAGAGGCGAAUCAAGAUGUGACAGUGCAUCAUCAGAUAGUCAUCAUUCUCGUAUACGAAGAAAUUCUCCAUCUAUCACACCAUUUGAUCCAGGGGAUAAUGAAGGGAUUCCUUUAGAGAAUCUUCCACUGACUAGAUUGGGAAAGGCAUUCUGUGACAUAAUAUCCUAUACUGCAGCCACUAAGGAAUCAGUUUCGAAUUCCACGUUAUCAUCUGCAGCUGUAGAGAACUCAAAUGCUCAAAGUUUAGUAGCAGUAGAGGCAUCUCGAGUUAGUUUAUCUAGUGCCGUGAGCUCAUCGAGCCAUGGGUCUGGUCAUGAUGAUUUUGGUGCCUUGGGUGAUGUUUUCAUUUGGGGGGAAGGUAUUGGUAACGGAAUGCUGGGUGGUGGUAUGCAUAGGGUUCAGAGUUCACAUAGUUUCAUGAUAGAUGCCCUUGUCCCCAAGGCAUUGGAUUCAAAAGUACCUCUAGAUGUUCAUAAUAUUGCUUGUGGUGGCAGACAUGCUAUCCUAGUCACAAGACAAGGGGAGAUCUUUAGUUGGGGGGAGGAGUCGGGGGGCAGGCUGGGGCAUGGUGUAGAAGCAGAUUUUUCCCACCCAAAGCUCAUUGACACUCUUAGUGGCAUGAACGUUGAAUCAGUGGCAUGUGGAGAAUAUCACACUUGUGCUGUUACAUUUUCUGGGGAUCUUUAUACGUGGGGUGAUGGUACUCACAACUCUGGUCUGCUUGGGCAUGGAAGUGAAGCUAGUCAUUGGAUUCCUAAAAAAGUAGGUGGUUUCAUGGAGGGUAUACAUGUAUCAAAUGUCUCUUGUGGACCUUGGCACACAGCUAUUGUGACAUCAGCUGGCCAGCUGUUUACAUUUGGGGAUGGAUCUUUUGGUGCCCUUGGCCAUGGAGAUCAUAGUAGUACAAGUAUUCCUCAGGAAGUGGAAACCUUGAAAGGACAGCGGACAAUGAGGGUUGCUUGUGGUGUUUGGCACACUGCUGCUGUUGUUGAUGUGAAGAAUGAGUCAUCCGUUUCUGGACCUUCUGGUCACUCUUCAUGGGGAAUGCUGUUCACCUGGGGGGAUGGAGAUAAAGGUCGACUUGGACAUGGUGAUAUAGAACCUAGACUACUUCCUGAGUGUGUAGCCGCAUUAGUUAACGAAAAUAUUCAUCAAGUAGCCUGUGGUCAUAAUCUCACAGUUGUUCUGACAACCUCAGGACAAGUAUACACAAUGGGUAGCACUGCAUAUGGACAGCUGGGUCGUCCUGUAUCUGAAGGAAAAGUUCCCGGUCGUGUAGGAGGUAAAAUUGCUGACAGUUCUAUAGAUGAGAUUUCCUGUGGUUCAUAUCAUGUUGCAGUUCUGACUUCCAAAGCAGAGGUUUAUACUUGGGGAAAGGGUUCAAAUGGGCAAUUAGGCCAUGGUGACUAUGAUCACAGAAAUACACCUACCCUUGUAAAUUUUUUAAAAGAUAAGCAAGUAAAGAAUGUAGUGUGUGGUUCAAACUUUACAGCUGUUGUUUGCCUUCAUGAAUGGGUAUCUAGUGCCGACCAUUCUGUGUGCUCCGGUUGCCAUAAUCCUUUUGGUUUCAGAAGAAAACGUCACAAUUGUUACAAUUGUGGGUUAGUCUUUUGCAAAGCUUGCAGUAGCAGGAAAUCUCUUAAAGCUUCUUUAGCUCCAAAUAUGAACAAGCCAUAUCGGGUGUGUGAUGUUUGUUAUGCAAAACUGAAGAAGGCCAUGGAAUUUGGACCUAUUCUGCGAAUUCCUAAAGCCAAAAGUGCAAGUAUUCAUCAUAAAUUGAAUGACAUGGCAGACAAAGAGAGUCGUGGUCUUAACCUACGGACAACUCUCUCCAGAAUGUCAUCUUUUGGCUCAGGUACUCAAUCAGAAAGCAAGCAUUCAAAGCCUGACAUGAAAGUGGAACUGCAUAAUAGUCGUGUCUUUCCCUCUCUGAGCGAAAAUUUUCAGUUUGGUGGCUUUUUCUCUUCAAAAGUAUCACAUUCUCUUUUCAGAAAUCCAAAGAAAGUGUCGUCAGUUUCCCUUCCUGGUUCUAGAAUGCCUUCUCAAUCAACAUCUCCUGUUUCAGAAAAGUCAAGCCCAGCACGGUUUUCUGAAGAAAUCUUUGACUAUACAAAGAAUAGAAAUGAUGGUUUAAGUCAAGAAAUCAUAAAUUUAAGGGUCCAGGUGGAAGAUCUUACUAGCAAAACCCAACACCUUGAAGCUGAACUUGAAAAAACAACACAGCAAUUGAAGGAGGUCACUGCCAUUGCAAUAGAUGAAGCUGAAAAACACAAAUCCGCAAAGGAAGCUAUCAAGUCUCUUACUGCUCAGUUGAAGGAAAUGGCUGAAAGACCACCUGAAGAAUUUAUGACCAAAUUUAGUGCUGGCUCUAUUGCUGGAAACACCUCCAAUGUUCUAAACCAGCUCUCCAACAUGAACCAUCCACCUAACAGAAUCACUUCAGAGGCUGGGUCAAAUGAAAAUCUGACAAACCGAACUUUACAUAAUGGAACCAAGCCACCUUCUGGAAAUGGAGAGUGGGUAGUGCCUGGUGACCCAGGCGUGUACAUAACUUUGUCCUCCUUGCCAGGUGGUGGUACUGAACUGAAACGCGUUCGCUUCAGCCGGAAACAUUUUACACAGGAACAAGCAGCGAAGUGGUGGUCUGAAAAAGGGGCCAAAGUAUGUGAAGAGCUCAAUGCUCGUAAUUCAGAGCAAAAUGUAGUUGGCAGUCGAGCAUUCCCUGGGAAAAAACAUGCAUCAUACCACGGUUUUCCAUGAUCCUCUUCCUUUC